Molecule: messenger RNA, 1375 nt
Organism: Drosophila innubila
Lineage: Eukaryota; Metazoa; Arthropoda; Insecta; Diptera; Drosophilidae
Product: mitochondrial carrier homolog 2
Exons: 1
Coding region: 119-1285 (388 amino acids)
Source: RefSeq, a predicted model, not a curated record
CUGUUAUUGAAAGAUAUUGUUGUGUUUUUCAGUGUAGAACGAUUUAACAAGUGAAACAGUCAAUGUAAUUGUGAAAUUUUUUUAAAAUAAAAUAGAGAUAAAAAGAUAUUUUUUAAAAAUGGAUGAUCGCUUGGAGUUAUUGUACCAGGAGAGUGAGUUCUUCGAAGAAGAAGAAGAACAGGCAAUGAUGCAACAUGUUUCCGUGGCAGCUGCUGUGAUGCGAUUGGAGCGAGGAGUCGCCUUAAUGGAACUGAACGGUACUCAGAUUGGGGCACAAAUGUCAGAUGAAAGCGAAGCAGAAGAAUCGAAUAGAGAUGAAAAUGGUAUGGAACAGCAGGAAGAACAGACUGAAGUGGUUGUAAAGCCUGUAGUGACUCCAACUGAGGAACAAUGGGAAAUUGAGAAGCCAAAUGAGUUUCUACGCUUCUUUCUACGCAUGGGAUUCGGAGCUCUACUGCAUCCCUAUGAAUAUACCAAAGUCCUGAUGCAAUUGGGACAUGAACCGUUGCCGGCCUCCAAGAAUUUUCUCGGUCGCUCGACGCUUUUUCUGCCGAGUGUGCACGAAUACAUACGAUUUAUCAAGCAUACGGAUGGCAUUAUCGGACUUUAUCGGGGAUUGGGAGCACGUUUUCUCAGCUGUGCCUCAGCGGCCAUAUUCUCGGAGAGUCUGGUCAAUAUGUUGGGCAUGUGCCGUUACAAACGCGUCGAGGGCGAGAAAAAGGGCUUUAAGAAGUACGCCUGGAAUUUGUUAAGAGAUGGAAUUGUUGUAAUUACAGGUCUGGUAUUCUCACAUCCCUUCUAUGUCAUCUCGGUGCGUCAGAUGGGACAAUUUGUGGGUCGUGAAAUUGUUUAUAGCGGCAUCUGUGACAGUUUUCGUGAGAUUGUAAAGCAGGACGGCCUUAUGGGACUUUACGCCGGCUUUGUGCCGCGUCUGCUCUGUGAUCUGGGCGUACUCGUCACCACCAGCACUUUGAGCGCCAUUUGCAAUCGUACUUUUCAUCUCAGAUCAACCCAGAAGGCAUACAACUCUGUGCUAUUCCAAUUCGGCGCCAUUAUGAUCUUCUAUCCGCUGCAGGUCGUCGCUGCUUGUAUGGCUUGUUCUGGUUCGGGUAUUGCAGCUGGUGCUCCGCCCUUUAUGCCCAUCUAUGCUCAGUGGACCGAUUGCCUUAUGGACUUGCUUGCCCGUGGCGAUCAGCUUCGUGGCGCCUUCAUCUUCCGCCGUACUCUGCCCAGAUUGCAGAUGCAUCGCCUGCAUGAUGUAUUCCCCAUUUCGCGCAUGAUUUAAACAUAAGAAAUUGCAAUUUCUAUCAAUUAUAUUUAUAACAUGUGGACUAUUAAAUGUUGAGACUUUAAUAAAAUAUGCUUGACAUAGUGA